Messenger RNA from Protomyces lactucae-debilis, 895 nucleotides. Its product is annotated as SCA7, zinc-binding domain-containing protein. The record is from RefSeq and is a predicted model, not a curated record. The transcript has 2 exons. Lineage: Eukaryota; Fungi; Ascomycota; Taphrinomycetes; Taphrinales; Protomycetaceae. Gene Ontology annotation, biological process: RITS complex assembly; regulatory ncRNA-mediated heterochromatin formation; regulation of transcription by RNA polymerase II. Bases 141 to 635 code for a protein of 164 amino acids. Gene Ontology annotation, cellular component: SAGA complex.
AGCCAGCAAAAAAGACAACAGACAAGUCAAGCGCCAAGAAGCGGAAAGCGCAAGCUGCUGGAUUGGAUGAUGAAGGGAGUGUUGCUGGCUCCGAAACCGCGGGAGGUGCGCGUAAGGCGCCACAAAAGACACAAACGAGCAUGGAGAGUCCGGUCAAGAAGGAGAGUAAGAAGGCGAAAAAGUCGGAAGCCAAACCCAAGGGCCCUGUGGAUGUCGAGAGGCAAUGUGGUGUGCCGUUGCCACAGUGUGGACUGUGCGCACGCAGUUUGACGUGCAAGUCGCACUCAAUGGGGAGCAAGCGUGCUGUUGCUGGACGAACUCAGCCUUACGACAUUCUCUUGGCGCAAUACCAGAAAAAGAACCACGCCAAACUAUCACUCAAGGCAGCAGCCGAUCAAGCCUUUCAAGACACAGACGAGGGCAACCUGCCAGUUGACUCGGAUGAGGAAGUGGCGGCUGUCAUGGAAGCCAUUAGCCGCGCCACUCAAAAGUCAGCACAGAUGAAGGCUCUCAUGCCGGUCCGCCGCAGGCAUCGGUUUCUCAAGAUGCGGGAGCUGAUGAGUACUGCGCUGCGGCAAGGACAAAGUGGCAACCUUGCAAGUCAUGGCAAGUUCAUUCCUUUUCAGUGCUCCUAGACAUAAGCAUUCUUGCCAUAUGGAGGUCUUGCCUAUCCUCUGCGCAUUCUUCCCUUCUAUCUAAAGACUUCAGAGCCCUGUAAAAGUCUCUCUGCAAAAGUCAAUACAGUAUUUGCGGAAUACAUGUGCGCACUGCAGACAGGAGACAUACAAGGCAACAAUCGAUGAGAAAAAUAACAGCAUGUCGCCCUGCACAUCGUCAUUGGAGUAUUUCAAUUCCUCAAUACCUUGUGCACAUGCCUUUAUGCCCCAUUGCCCCU